UGCGUCUCAAGUCUCAAUAUUGUGAACUGAUCAUAAACUGAUACCUCAACAAAUCGUCAUAAUGCUGUCUCGUUUGCUGAAAGAACAUCAAGCUAAACAAAAUGAAAGGAAGGAGUUACAAGAGAGACGUAGACGUGAAGCUAUUGCUGCUGCCACCUGCUUGACAGAGGCGUUAGUGGAUCACCUUAAUGUGGGAGUGGCUCAGGCCUAUGUCAAUCAGCGUAAGCUAGAUCAUGAGGUGAAGACGUUGCAGGUGCAGGCCAGCCAGUUUGCCAAGCAGACAGCUCAGUGGAUCAGCAUGGUAGAGGGGUUCAACCAGGCCUUAAAGGAAAUUGGGGAUGUGGAGAACUGGGCUCGGAGCAUUGAGAUGGACAUGAGAACCAUUGCAACAGCUCUGGAGUACGUGCACAAAGGUCAGCUACAGGCUGCCUCCUCUUGAAAUAAUGUCAGUCGUCUUAGGGACUCUGAGUUUGACCGAUACUCCAAAGCAAUGCAAGGACAAGAGACUGCAGGCCAUUGCAUGGACGACCUCAGCUUUGCAAAGCCAAACUGUUUUCUGAGGUGUUGUCAGCACAGCCUACGGACCUCCCUUCCAGCAUAGCUGAGUACCAGCUAACUAUGUGGCGCUGUUUCUGUCUUGCAGGCUGUAACUGUUGAAAGCUUACGUUUUUAUUGUGUUCUUAUUCUGGAGAAUCUUUUGGUCUCCAGGCACAUUUUUCUUACAGCACCCAGACUAGUAUGUAAUUGUAAUUUUUUUAUUCACCUUACUAAAAACAUUGUUAAUUAAAUGAGUGACAAAAUAACACAUCAUGUCUUAGGAGAUCAGACUCUGAUGCAAGAGACCUGAUAAACUAUUAUCAUUAAUAUAUUCAUUCAUGUUUGUUUUAUACAUCUGUAACUUCUUUUUCUUCUUAACGUUAAUAUAUAAUGAUGGUACAAUUGUGUAUUUAUUGGCAUAUAAAUAAAUCUGCUCUUCA
Messenger RNA from Chanos chanos (milkfish), 977 nucleotides. RefSeq names its product biogenesis of lysosomal organelles complex-1, subunit 1 (gene bloc1s1). Gene Ontology annotation, cellular component: BLOC-1 complex. Gene Ontology annotation, biological process: endosomal transport. The record is from RefSeq and is a predicted model, not a curated record. The transcript is spliced from 4 exons. Lineage: Eukaryota; Metazoa; Chordata; Actinopteri; Gonorynchiformes; Chanidae. Bases 62 to 439 code for a protein of 125 amino acids.